UCGUACACGUGGUUUACGUCAAUUACGUGUGGUUACGUGAUAUAACUUAAGAUUGUUAUUAGAAACUGAAGUUCUUUGCAGGUGUCACAUAAUCUCAAGAAGAAAUUAAACUAUUAAUACUGGUUGGCACUCCAAAUUCUCUCCAUUUGAAGAGUACUAAAAAAAAGAUCUGUAAAAGGAAAAAAUAUCACACCAUUAGAUCUAUAUAAAAGCAAAUUACAUGCAGUUACUUUUGGAAUUACAUACGAACUAAAAGCAAAAGGAUCAAUUUUCAUAAAUAUGAAGGAUAUUUAUAGUAAGCUGUGCUUGUUGUUGUUAGAAGAGUGCUUUGGUUCUACUGUAAGGCACAUUGGUAACAAUUUAUUGUAUGGACCAAAAACAUUACGUGAAAUAUGUAUUGGAACAAGUCUACCAGAAGCAAAGGUAAAUGAAGGAUUAUGUGACCUUAUACUACAUGGCUUUGUCACUUAUUACAAAAAUAAUUUAAAUAUUGAGUAUACUUUACAUCCAUGCAAAAUUAUUAUGAUUCUUCGUUAUUCAAGAUACAUAUUGUUUGCAAAAACUUACUGUGGAGAUGAGGGUGAAAUGAUGUUGGAAGAAGUAUUAAAAUAUAAACGUAUCACAGCGUCUCAAGUCAUAAUAAAAACAUACAAACGAAUUGAACAGAUUCCUUCUAACUCUACUGAACCACCUUCUAUCCCUAAUCUGAAAAAUAUAUUUGAGUUAUUAGUGAAAAAUCAAUUUUUAAUGAAUAGUAAAUCUUCUAAAACAAUGACAGAAAAUUCUGAAAGACCUACAUAUAAUUUACCAGAUCUUAAUUUGACGGCCAUAUCCAAAUCAUUAGAAGGAAAAAAUAUUAAAUUUUCGGAUAGAAAAAUAUUUUGGGAGGUCAAUUUUGAUAGAUUUACUCAAGAUCUUAGAGAUCAAACUGUUAUAUCAGCUGUGACUCGAAAAUUUGACAAAGAAGCUGGAGAAUUAAUGAGACAAUUAAUUAAUUUGAUGUAUUUGCGAACUGCAUCUUGGGCAGAUACAUCGAAUCCAAUUCCAUAUACUGAGAUAAAAGAACAAGUGAAAAAGUUAAAUUAUGAAGACCUCGAACGUUAUCUUGAUCAGUACUUGCGACUUUUAGAAGAAGAUAAAACACAAUUUAUUAAACGAGUUGGUGAUUCUGGUGGUGGACAAUACAGCGUUAACAUGAAGAACGCAUUUAAAGAGUUAACAUGGGCAACUUUGGAAAAUAUUGUAACAGAAAGAUUCGGUUCCAAAGCUGCAAGAAUAUUUAGAUUAGUGAGUACGGAAAUUGAUGUUAGCCUGGAACAAAUCCAGAAGUUAGCGAUGAUUCCAGCUAAAGAAGCCAAAUUUUUAACAUAUACUUUGUCGCAAGAAAAUUAUAUACAAAUUCAAGAACUAAAGAAAAGUGGUACUUCAUCAGGACCUACAAAACUACCUUAUCGCUUUUGCAUCGAUUUAGACAAAAUUGUCGAAAUGGAAAUUGAGCAUUGUUUCCAUACAUUUUAUAACAUUAUAACAAGACGGAAACAUGAAUCGAUUAGUAAUAAACGUAUGAUAGAAAAGCAAUUGAGAAUACAGAUACUCUCUGCUAAUUUGAAGGAACAUGGUGCGACGGAACAACAAUUGGCUGAUAUUGCAGAAAUGAUGACGCCAUCUGAAACUCAACAGCUUGAAAAAGCACAAACUGCAAUGAAAAAACUGGUGGCUACACAGUUAUUAAUAGAUGACACCUUAUUAAUUUUAACCAUGUAUCUUCGUUAUCAUUUUUAA
Molecule: messenger RNA, 1782 nt
Organism: Cyphomyrmex costatus
Lineage: Eukaryota; Metazoa; Arthropoda; Insecta; Hymenoptera; Formicidae
Gene: Polr3C
Product: RNA polymerase III subunit C
Exons: 8
Coding region: 280-1782 (500 amino acids)
Biological process (GO): DNA-templated transcription
Cellular component (GO): RNA polymerase III complex
Molecular function (GO): single-stranded DNA binding
Source: RefSeq, a predicted model, not a curated record